UAUGUUUUUAUUUUAGAUUUAAAUUGUUCAUUUACAGCUUAAAUUUUAGUUAAUUGCUUUUAACCAACGUUUAAUAGUUGAUGACUGGCGCCUCAAGAAGGAAAGCUGGGAAAGCUACAGCUGGAUGUACGCGCGGUGCGCGCCAUUUUCAAUCGCGAGUUUGGGAUGUAGACAGUCCAUUGACAGUCAUCUCUUAUUUUCCGCUUCUACCAGGUAGGAAAAAAACGAUCCGAUGGUCGACAGACUGGACGGAAAUGAAGACUCAACCUUGUCGCUUCAGAGGCCUAGUGCAGGCAGUUCCCGAAAUUUUCGGAAACCAGAUGUACGUCCUGAUGACGUUCAAGGAUUCAGACAACGUCGAACGUGCUGCUCCGGUUAUCAUCGUAGAUGACACGGUACUCUGUCAACAAACAAACAAAACAAAAAAACUGGGAUACGGUCGAGAAAAUGAAGUCUGAAUUUUCGGCCUGCGUAGACACAGCAUAUGCGCUGAUAAAAAACUGCGAAUCAGAUGCUAGUGGUGGUGGCGGAAUCUUGUAUCUUUUGAUUCAGGUAAUGUCACAAUCCCAAACUUGAGCAAACUGCCGCUAGCGUCACGUUUUCUUACAGUUUCAGCUUGCUGCGAUCAUAUUUUAUUUAGAGUAGAGCUAUACGCACGAGCUCGUGCACCUUGGUCGGAAAUGGCUAUACGCACAUCGCAAAACUCUUAUAAAAUGAAUGGUUACAACGAGUUUCCGAAGCAGCAGCGUAGCUUAGUGGAAAGGUGUCUGCUUUAUAUGCAGCGGACCCCAGUUCAAUCCACAGAGUGGGCUUACUUGUUUUGUUUUUUUCUCAAACAUUUUGUUUUGGCGAUAUUUACGACAUUUCUUUUUUACAAUUAACACUGAAAAAAAAUAGUGUUGUCGGCGAAACUUUCUUUGAACUAAAUGGUAUAAGCCGCCUGCUUUGCCCAGGAGGCGCUGUGAAAAAACCGGCUGGCAGCGCCCCCUACUAUUUGUUCAGCGGUAUUGGGUAGUACAAACUUACAAACCUAUGCAUCUGAAUUUGUCCCGCGUGAAAACGUUAGCCUGCGGUAUGAAUUCCUUCCUAGCGAUUGUCUUGCGGCUCGGAAUCGAGUCAAUUUCUAACGUGGAAAGCUUCUUUUGUUCCUCAACACUUCCCAAAGAGAAUAAACUCAGCGGUGCAAGUUACGUCUACGCCAUACAAAAAGCUACAAACUUGGUGUCGGCGUGGUGUCACUCGCAAAAACAGCGAGCUUAUGAUGUCAAGCUUGAGGCUUGGGGGCAAGUGGCCCUUUCCCGGGGGACCCUGCAACGGCUUGGCCUACGGCGCUCCAAGCGCCUGGCACUGCUGCGUCGUCGACAAGAUCGAGGUCACGCUCAGUCCCACGUGUGACCGUUGUGGCAGACGCAAGACGUGCACCCCGUCCUGUCGCCCCCUGGGGUCCGAGCCGCGUGCCACGGCCACGGCCCGGUUUCAAGCCAACUCCUGGGGCGGGUGCGUGGCCGCGUGUCAUGGCGACCAGGUCCGCAAGCUCUUGAGUCUUCCGGAGUCGCUAUGGACGCCCUUGCUUCGACGGGUCUUUCGGUCGGGAUCACCGUGCCAGUUUGCGUCCAAGAAGAAUCCGGCAGGAACCCUCGCACACUGCCCUGUGCCUAAGCUUCUGUUAGAAGAGGCGCUGGACAAAUGGUGCAAACGCCCCGCACUCUUGCGGUGCGUUGGCCUCGCUUCCACCGAGUACCGAACGAGGGCGCCAUCUGUCGCAAAUCGGGGGUACCAGCAAGCUGAGGCUUUGGGCGCCGUCGUGGAGAUGCAAAAAGGUUUAUUGGCUAUCUCAACGGCAACAGGUACAAAAUCCAGUCAAAAACUGCUGGACAAGAGACAUCCAUAA
Ixodes scapularis (black-legged tick) is the source of this 1891-nucleotide messenger RNA. RefSeq lists its product as uncharacterized. Lineage: Eukaryota; Metazoa; Arthropoda; Arachnida; Ixodida; Ixodidae. The transcript has 8 exons. Bases 1259 to 1891 code for a protein of 210 amino acids. The record is from RefSeq and is a predicted model, not a curated record.